Molecule: messenger RNA, 8576 nt
Organism: Coregonus sp. 'balchen'
Lineage: Eukaryota; Metazoa; Chordata; Actinopteri; Salmoniformes; Salmonidae
Source: the annotation of a GenBank genome assembly
AUGGCGAGCGGGAUUGGAAGUGAGUAAAUGAGCCUGUUGUCAAAUUAUAUGCUUUUUAAUGCAUGGCAACCAGAUGUUCAUGAAUCGUUUGCACACUAUAGUCUUGGGAUUGAUGUAACGUUAGACGGCAUUGCAAAUCGGUGAAUUCUUAAUAGCCUACCCAUGCUGGCAUGAGCUUUGAAUGAAUGGCUCACUCUUCCCUUCUCGCUAGACAACGUUAGCUGACCAGUUAGCAGAAGCUCGCUAGCUAGUUAGCUAGCUAUACUAAGUCACCAGCAAAAUAUUGCUAGUAAGUUCAUCCUUCCAUAUGUCUGAUUAGAAAGGUGUUGAGAUGAGUCCUUCAUGACUUUUGAAACAUUCGUAGGUCAUUUUGUAACAGCUCUCAAGAUGGUAGCUAGCUUUAGGAAGCGCAACAUUUAUUUUCACCCCUCCUCCAUACAAACAGUGGCUUGCGAAAGUAUUCACCCCCCCUUAGCAUUUUUCCUAUUUUGUUGCCUUACAACCUGUAAUUAAAAUUGAUUUGGGGGGGGGGGGGGUUGUAUCAUUUCAUUUACACAACAUGCCUACCACUUUGAAGAUGCAAAAUAUUUUUUUGUGUGAAACAAACAAGAAAUAAGACAAAAAAACAGAAAACUUGAGUGUGCAUAACUAUUAACCCCCCCCCCCCACCCACAAAGUCAAUACUUUGUAGAGCCACCUUUUGCAGCAAUUACAGCUGCAAGUCUCUUGGGGUAUGUCUCUAUAAGCUUGGCACAUCUAGCCACUGGGAUUUUUGCCCAUUCUUCAAGGCAAAACUGAUCCAGCUCAUUUAAGUUGGAUGGGUUCCGCUGGUGUACAGCAAUCUUUAAGUCAUACCACUGAUUCUCAAUUGGAUUGAGGUCUGGGCUUUGACUAGGCCAUUUUAUUUAUUUAUUUAAUUAACUUUUUAUUUCACCUUUAUUUAACCAGGUAACCAGUUGAGAACAAGUUCUCAUUUACAACUGCGACUUGGCCUAGAUAAAGCAAAGCAGUGCGAUAAAAAACAACAACACAGAGUUGCAUAUGGGGUAAACAAAACAUAAAGUCAAAAACACAACAGAAACUAUAUAUACAGUGUGUGCAAAUGUAGCAAGUUCUGGAGGUAAAGCAAUAAAUAGGCCAUAGUGCAAAAUAAUUACAAUUUAGGAUUAACAAAUCAAAUCAUAUCAAAUCAAAUUUUAUUGGCCACAUACGCCGAAUACAACAGGUGCAGACAUUACAGUGAAAUGCUUACUUACAGCCCUUAAACAACAGCGCAUUUAUUUUAAAUAAAAAAGUAAAAUAAAACAACAACAAAAAAGUGUUGAGAAAAAAAGAGCAGAAGUAAAAUAAAAUAACAGUAGGGAGGCUAUAUAUACAGGGGGGUACUGGUGCAGAGUCAAUGUGCGGGGGCACCGGCUAGUUGUCACGAUUGUUUACGGACGAGAAGGACCAAGGCGCAGCGUGAUAUGCAUUCAUAUUUAUUUCACGAAUAAACACACGACAAAACAACAAACGAAACGUGAAGUCCAAGGUAACACACAAACAUACCUUACACGGAACAAGAUCCCACAACUAACUCGUGCCAAAAGGCUGCCUAAGUAUGGUCCCCAAUCAGAGACAACGAGCUACAGCUGCCUCUGAUUGGGAACCACCCCGGCCAACAUAUAUCUACACAUCAUAGAUACUAUAACAAUGAACAAACACAACACGGAAUAUACACAUCCUGACUCAACAAAUAAACGUCCCUUGAGUCAGGGCGUGACACUAGUUGAGGUAGUUGAAGUAAUAUGUACAUGUGGGUAGAGUUAAAGUGACUAUGCAUAAAUAAUUAACAGAGUAGCAGCAGCGUAAAAAGAUGGGGUGGGGGGGCAGUGCAAAUAGUCCGGGUAGCCAUGAUUAGCUGUUCAGGAGUCUUAUGGCUUGGGGGUAGAAGCUGUUGAGAAGUCUUUUGGACCUAGACUUGGCACUCCGGUACCGCUUGCCGUGCGGUAGCAGAGAGAACAGUCUAUGACUAGGGUGGCUGGAGUCUUUUACAAUUUUGAGGGCCUUCCUCUGACACCGCCUGGUAUAGAGGUCCUGGAUGGCAGGAAGCUUGGCCCCAGUGAUGUACUGGGCCGUACGCACUACCCUCUGUAGUGCCUUGCGGUCGGAGGCCAAGCAGUUGCCAUACCAGGCGGUGAUGCAACCAGUCAGGAUGCUCUCGAUGGUGCAGCUGUAUAAUUUUUUGAGGAUCUGAGGACCCAUGCCGAAUCUUUUCAGUCUCCUGAGGGGGAAUAGGCUUUGUCGUCCCACAUGCCUUUUGGCAAACACCAAACGUGUUUGUUUAUUUUUUCUGGCCACUGUUCCAUAAAGCCCAGCUCUGUGGAGUGUACGGCUUAAUGUGAUCCUAUGGACAGAUACUCCAAUCUCCGCUGUGGAGCUUUGCAGCUCCUUCAGGGUUAUCUUUGGUCUCUUUGUUGCCUCUCUGAUUAAUGCCCUCCUUGCAUGGUCCGUGAGUUUUGGUGGGCGGCCCUCUCUUGGCAGGUUUGUUGUGGUGCCAUAUUCUUUCCAUUUUUGUAUAAUGUAUUUAAUGGUGCUCCGUGGGAUGUUCAAAGUUUCUGAUAAUUUUUUUAACCCAACCCUGAUCUGUACUUCUCCACAACUUUGUCCCUGACCUGUUUGGAGCGCUCCUUGGUCUUCAUGGUGCCGCUUGCUUGGUGGUGCCCCUUGCUUAGUGGUGUUGCAGACUCUGGGGCCUUUCAGAACAGGUGUAUAUAUACUGAGAUCAUGUGACAGAUCAUGUGACACUUAGAUUGCACACAGGUGGACUUUAUUUAACUAAUUAUGUAACUUCUGAAGGUAAUUGGUUGCACCAGAUCUUAUUUAGGGGCUUCAUAGCAAAGGGGGUGAAUACAUAUGCACGCACCACUUUUCCGUUAUUUAUUUUUUAGAAUUUUUUGAAAUAAGUAAUUUUUUUCAUUUCACUUCACCAAUUUUGACUAUUUUGUGUAUGUCCAUUAUAUGAAAUCCAUUUAAAUUACAGGUUGUAAUGCAACAAAAUAGGAAAAACGCCAAGGGGGAUGAAUACUUUUGCAAGGCACUUGCUUGGUAUUCAGUGUGGUCUAACCUCCUCAGCUAUUUAUCUGACAGUUUAUUUCAUUGUAGUUGUACCUAGUUGACAACAAUGGGAUUUGUUUUGCGGGAUCUUGGGACAUCCUGACCUGUAAAAUAGGAUGUGAUUACAAGAAAUGGUCUUUUUUGAUAUUUCUUGUCCUGUACUGACUCUGUCCAUACCUGUCCUCCCCCUCCACUCCUUAUCUGCAGAACACAAGUUGCUCUCCAUGGGGCCAACAGAGCCAUGGUCGGUGAGGGAGAAGCUGUGCUUGGCCACCUCUGUCAUGAAGAGCGGGGACCAGAACUGGUAAAGCAGCACAUGUUUAGGCCUACAUCAUGUUACUGUUCUUAUUUUUUUGGACAGACCAGUCGAAUCUUAGCCAGCCACCGACUUUCACUGAGUAAAGACUUCCGGUAAUGGAAACAAGCAUUAGUCCAUCUGUCACACAAUUGAUUAUGUGAGGAAAGAUUUUGGAAUAGAAUUGGUCAGUUGAAUAGGAAUUGUGAUGAUGCAAUAAUAGGAUAUCUAUCCAUACCCACAGGGUGUCUGUCAGUCGAGCCAUCAAACCAUUUGCAGAGCCAGGACGACCCCCUGAUUGGUUCUCACAAAAGGUAGGAUGUGCUCCACACACAAUAACCUGAUGAUAGCAUCUGAAAGAGAUUUGCAUUUGGUGCCCAUGAUGAUGCAGUAACCUUAUGGGUUGAUUGAGUGAGAGAGGUGGCAUGGGUCCUUUGCGUUAACUCUACAUUCCCUAGCAUUGUUAGUUUUCCAUCGGUGUUCUCUUCCACUGCCCUGGCCUGUCAAUAAACUGAGUACAUAUAUGCAGCCUGUUGAAAUAAAGGAAAUAACUGACUUGUUCUUCUCUCUUCUUCUUAUAGCACUGUGCCUCCCAGUACUCAGAGCUCCUGGAGACAACAGAGACCCCAAAGUGAGCACAGCAGUCACUGUUAUUUUGAUGUCUUUUUCUGUGUGGCUGGAUCUGUGAUUGUUCUGUUGUUGCAUUUCCUAUGAUCAGAGGGGGGUUGGAGAACAUGGGUAGUAUGUUAGUGUGAAGGCAUUGGUUUAUGGAUAACAUGAUCUUGUCUGGAUGGCUUAUGGCACGGUAUCGCUCCCCAGACGGAAGCGUGGUGAGAAAGGUGAGGUGGUGGAGACAGUGGAGGAUUUGAUAGUCCGCAGGCUCACGGCAGAGAGGAUUGAUGAGCUGAAGAGACUGAUCAAAGACACACAGGAGAAGCACAGGUAUAAUGGCCUUCAGUAGAUCUUUUUUACAUUUUGCAGACGCUCUUAUCCAGAGCAACUUACAGGAGCAAUUAGGAUUAAGUGCCUUGCUCAUCAACAGAUUUUUCACCUAGUCGGCUCAGGGAUUAGAACCAGCGACCUUUCGGUUACUGGCACAACGCUCUUAACCACUAAGCUACCUGCCGCCCUGCUACUUGAUUGACCCAACUCUGAUGUCAGUUGUUGAUCUGCUGCAUUCACAGGAAGCUGAAGACAGAGGCAGAGCUGAUCCAAGCCGGGCACCUGGACUCCAAGCUAGAGGAUCUAUGGGGAGAGAUUGUGCAGUAUGACCCUUUUAUCUGUCAGCCUUUGUUAAUAUUUCUGUAUCUAUUUACAUCACAGGAGUCUGCUGAGGGGAGGACGGCUCAUAAUAAUGGCUGGAAUGGAGUAAAUGGAAUGGUAUCAACCACAUGGAAACCAUGGAAACCAGGUGUUUGAUGUGUUUGAUACCAUUCCUUUUAUUCCGUUCUAGCCAUUACUAUGAGCCGUCCUCCUCAAUUAAGGUGUCACCAGCCGCUUGUGAUUUACAUGUCUAUUUGUAUUUUUCUGAGAAACUUUACUUUCUGUGCCUGCCAGGAAGAAGAAACAGGAACAGGACGAGGCAGAUGUGAAAAGGAAGGCCACAGACACAGCCUAUCUAGGUAAAAGAUAACCCACUUCAUGCACACCACUAGCUGCUUUUGCCUAUGGCUUUUCUUAAUCUACUCAGUAAAUAUAACAAUAUUUUCUGCUAUUGCUCCAUGGGCACCACUUUGUAUAUGUCUCACUCCAAACCUUGUAAAACACAAUAUACCAGAUAGUAUACGGGUUGAUGAAGAUGUAUUUUAUGUUUUUUCAAUGAUUCAAUAAACCCACAGGGGAUGUUGAAAUAAAAAAACAUCAUGCCAAGGGGUUUGGAUGAGGAGCUCUAUCAGAAAGUAUAUCUAAGGCUAAGAUAGAUUUGUACACAGCCACAAAGGUGUUCAAAGUAAAUAGUAGAUCAAUUGUAGUGUGAUUGGUCAAACUAAGAACAGUCUCACCCCGCUGCCCCACCCCCCUUCCAGCCAGACAGGCGGUGAAGAACACCCCUAAAAGAGUGCCCAGUGUGACCGUGCGCUCUCCCCCGGGGUGCGGCUCGCCAAGCCUCGAGUUCUGCCAAGGGGACACACCCCAGAACACACCCGAGGACCCCAGCACCUCAGUGACUGUGAGUCCCUGUCAGCUACAGGGGAACGGGGCAGGGGCAGGUAGAGAGAUUAUUGGAGUUCAGUAGAAACAUUUUUGAUUUGAUGUCAAUUAGAUGUGCUGGAACGUGCUACACAGAAUACCUUUUCCUCAGCCUGCCUGCCUGCCUCUCUCCCUUGCAUGUUAUACUCCCCCUGUUCCCUUUUCCCAACUUCAUUUUCUCCCCUCCUCUCCGUAGGCACCAGGAGCAGCAGGGUUCAUGCCCCUGACUGAGGCCUGUGGGCUGGGUGGUGCAGAGGCGGGCCUGGGCACUCUUCUGGAUGAGUCCCCACAAAAGAAGCUCUUGGGCCAGAAAGCUACGCCGCCACCAUCCCCUCUCCUCUCUGAGCUACUGAAGAAAGGCAAUCUCCUACCCACAAGCCCCAGACUGGUAUGUCUGAGAAGAAAUAGUAUUCCAUAGAGAUUGUUCACUUUCAUAAGAUUUUAAAAUGUAACUACCCAUAGCCAUUUGAACAUCUCAGACACACCGUCAGAUGAAUCCUCUUGCAGUUACAGAGUCCUUUUUUGUCUCAUAGGUUGGAGAAGGUGACCUGCCUGGUAAUAUGACAAUAGCACAUGACCUACAGCUCACAGGCUCUGUUCUACCUGGCUGUCUGGCAACAGGUACACACACACUCACACUUGUCAUUCCCUCCAGGGCUUUGCGAUUCUGUGAUCGCAACUUCUUUAGCAAUAUCAACAAUUCCCCACAUAUUAUGCAAGGGAUUGUAAAUUUGACCAAUUACCACACUAUUUCCGCUUAAAAACUGUCUGAUCACCGCUUUACAAAAAGAGGGCUCGUAAUUUUAACUAAUCACAGGACUUUUAAUGCAUAAAAUAGUUAAAUCAAGCCAGAUGUCAACAAACGUUUUCCCCGUCAGCGCAUUUUUGUGACAAAUUGGACAAAAAUAAUUGCAAAUUGGCAUGCAAAAUAUCAGAAUUCUGGAAUUCUGGAAGGACUGACUUAUGCUUUUGCAUAAACACCCAGCAGAAAGAGCUUGCUUCUAUAAUGUUUGUUUGCAGAAGUGUACCUGUCCAUGUUUGCUAAUGCUAGAUUUAGGUAGUCUAAUAGUUAAAAUUGAGUAUUGCUUAGCGUUGCAUUUUGACUAGAUCAAGGCUCUGCCUGGUCUCUCUGUACGCUCUGUGUGUGUGUGUGUGUGUGUGUGUGUGUGUCCGUGUGUGUGUGUGUCCGUGUGUGUGUGUCCGUGUGCGCUAGGUGCCCCUACACUUUCUCGUUUGCUGGAGGCUGGGCCUCAGUUCUCAGCUCCGCUGGGCUCCUUGGCCAGCAGCACAGACUCCUCCAGUGUCCUUCUCACUGCUGCUGCACCCCCCACUAUGGACUCCCCCGCCUCACUACACACAGGUCUCUCCCUUUCCCUCCCUGCCUCUCUCUCUCUGCUUCUAUACUGUACAAUCACUGCCCAUCCAUCCUCUUCAUUUUUUCGUCAACACUUCCUCCCAAGCAUCUCCUUUGUGUCUGUCAUCAGAUUGUGGCCAGCAGUGUGUGAUCAGUCUGUCACCUGAACAUCAGACUCCUGUACAUGACUUGUCAGUCCAUCUCAUCUCCUCCAACAUGAACGUGAAGCACAUCACAAUGAUUAUGUCCUCCGUCUGUUGUCUUUACGCAGAGAUUGGAUUUGAAUCAUAUUAGGCUGUUAGUAAUACCUGUAUAUGCGUGUGUGUACAGGAGGGAAUGAGGUGGGGGCCUCCCAGCCUGGCCCAGGGGAGGGGACAGAAGAAGACCUAGUGACGGUGUCCUACAUGGCAGAAGAAUUGGACCAGGAGACAGUGGGGGACAUCAUCGCCAUCAUCGAGGACAAGGUGCUCCUUCUCUGCCUCACACACCUAAAAACAGGGAUUGAUACUCACCUGUUCUGCCUAUAAAGCCAUAGUUAUAUCAGCCUCCUCUCCUUAAUAACAGUACAUAAUAGGUCUUCCUGAGUCUUGAAGUGACAGGCUGUGACCUCUCAUCCUACAGGGUGAUGAGAAUACUGAGGCUUUGGAUGCGGCUGCAGUGGAGGCUGCUCUGUCCCUGUGUGAGGAGACAGGAUACGCCCUGUCUGGCUGUUCGGAGCCAGGGCCCUUCAAGCCCCCUGAGUCUGACCCUUCUGGGGCCCCACACUCCUCCUCACACCUCUCCUCCCUCGCUGGCAGUCAGGAGGUGAAGAGGGAGGCCCUGGAGUUACGGAGUGGGAGCUCUGCAUGUGACAGCCAGGACAACUGUCCCUCGGGGUACCCACGGCCCCUGGGCAUCAGCGGCCUUCCUCCCUCCUCUUCUUCAUCAUCCUGCUCUUCUAUGAUGCUGGAGCACAGCCAGGCUAUUGGGGGUCGUCUGCAGCCUGGGGCCAUGGGCGGGGCCGAUGGGGAGGGAAGCCCAGUCUCUCCCCACGCGACCAUCAAAUGUGAGAGUGAAGAGUGGACGCAGCAAGGAGCUGACACCCCACAUGCAGGUCACUCAUAGCCCUGGCACAUCAGACUGACAGUCAUACACAGAGGCUCAAACACCUGCAGCAGACACCAGCUCUUGAGUAAACACAUUUUCCAUCUGUUCUCAGCAUCACUUCCUGUUUCUCUCUCUCUUUUCACUUUCUCUAUCUCCCUCAGACUCCGAGGAUGGCCCCAUGACAAGAAGACACUCCAAGGUACACCUCCCCCUCACUGAGGAGAGAACAGGCUUGUGCUUGUUGUCCUUGUGUUAGAACCUGAGAUCCACUGUCUCGCCCUCUCUCUCUCUGAACCUGUGUAGGAUGUGAAGGAGGAAGAGGGGGUGAGCGACGGAGAGGAGGGGAGUGCCUCAGAGACUAAAGAGGGCCUGGAUGGGGAUGGGGGGGAUGAGGAGGGGGACGGGGCAGAGGCCUACCUGUCGGAGGCAGAGGGGGAGACAGAGCUGGAACCCCCAGCCAGUGAGAGUGAGGACGGUUACAGUCUGCACACAGCCUCCUCCUCUCUGCAGCUUCACACCACUGCAGACUCUAUCCCCAGCAGCCCUGCCUCCUCCCAG